CAAGUAUUUUGAGGUUAUAAUAAAAUUGACAGUCACUGUGAUCCAUCAAAUAAAUAAUUAUAAUUUUAAAAAUUUCCUAACUCUGUAAGUCAGUAGCAGAUAUUUGGUAUUACAAAAUGGACAAAGUGCUAAUUUUUGGAUCAACCGGAAUGACGGGCAUUUGUACCGUAGAAGCGGCAGUUCAAAAAGGUUUAAAUGUAAGAGCCUUUGUGAGAGAUCCGUCUAAACUGCCCGACCAUCUCAGAAACAGCGUUGAGGUGGUACAGGGCAAUGUAUUGGAGUAUAAAGAUGUGUUAAACGCUAUAAGGGGGGUAACAGGAGUUGUAGUUGUCCUGGGUACGGGAACUGUUUUAACACCUACGACAGAUUUAAGUGAAGGAAUGAAGAAUAUCGUCAAAGCCAUGAAGGAGCUGAACGUUGAGAUAGUCUCAGUUUGCUUAUCUGCAUUCUUGUUUUUCGAGCCGGAAAAAGUACCACCGAUGUUUAGGGAUGUUACCGCUGAUCAUCAGAGGGAAUACGAUGUGUUGAAGGAGUCUGGACUAAAAUACAUCGCUGUGUUUCCGCCUCACAUAACAGAUCAGCCCGGUACCGAGUAUGAGGUCCAGUAUGACGCAUCUCCAGGUAGGGUAAUUUCGAAACACGACCUGGGAAGGUUCUUAGUCGAUUCUUUGACACUACCGGAACACUACGGAAGAGCUUGUGGUGUUUGCACCAAACGUUAAUGUUUUCGUUAUUCCUCACAUUUUCAUAAAACAACUUACGUGCUUGAGAAUUUUAGAUAAAGGGACCACAUCAAAGAUGUUUGCCAAAAAUUAUA
Messenger RNA from Anoplophora glabripennis (Asian longhorned beetle), 817 nucleotides. Its product is annotated as flavin reductase (NADPH). Bases 117 to 722 code for a protein of 201 amino acids. The transcript is spliced from 3 exons. The record is from RefSeq and is a predicted model, not a curated record. Lineage: Eukaryota; Metazoa; Arthropoda; Insecta; Coleoptera; Cerambycidae.